Triticum turgidum subsp. durum (durum wheat) is the source of this 1008-nucleotide messenger RNA. NCBI's taxonomy places the organism in Eukaryota, Viridiplantae, Streptophyta, Magnoliopsida, Poales, Poaceae. The record is from the annotation of a GenBank genome assembly.
AUGCCGCCCUUCACCCCGGUGCCAUGGUGCUCCAUCGGAGAACGCUACAGCUUCCUCACCGUUCCUUGGCCUCCUGACAGCCAGGCAGCAGUGCUCACCUCGCGCCGUGGACUUCUUGUUGUGCGCUUCGUCCCACUAAACGAACCCACCAAUGGUUACGAGAAGAUCAUGAACCUGGCAUUGUACGAUCCAAUCGCCGGCAGAGGCCGUGACCUGCCUGAGUUGAAGAGCGACAGACCUUUCCGAAUAGAAGGAUGCGCCCUUUUAACCCAUGCGGAUUGUUGCCCGGACGAAACGGCGUCGUCCUUCUUCAAAGUGCUAAUCAUCGGCGGCGACCGAGAUGAGCCACGGCACAAUCUCCACGUGUUCACUUCCACGGAGUCGAGCUCGAGCUGGGGCACGCCCAGGGAGUGCUAUGACUCUUUGGAGGACGACGACACCCGUGUCGUGUCUCAGCAGACCACCGCGGUCGUGUGCCACGGCAUUGCACAUUGGCUCUUCAAGAAUGCGUCCAACUUGUACGCACUCAGUGUGUGUGCUAGGACCACAGAGAUGUCCUUAACAAGGCUCCCAGUCACACCGGACCAAACGCAGCCACUGCUUGGAGUCACCAAUGAUGGAACGCCAUGCUUGCUUCGCUUGGAUGGGAAAUGCAUCAUGCUGGAGAUCUGGACACGCCCGAGCCACAACAUGAGUCGAGAAAGCGACAGCAACACAGGGUGCUGGCAUCGCACCAAGAUGAUCAAUUUACAACGACCCGAGCAUGGCAAGAUCGACCAGGUGCAGUGUGUGUGUGUGGGUCAGACGAGCGGCAUACUGCUCGUCAAGGACAAUCAAGAAGACAUGUACAUUGUAGAUCUCCAAACAGGGGCAAUGGAGGCGGUCACCAACUGGUUUCACGGCAUUGUCGUCAUGGCUAUCCCUUUUGAGAUGGAUUGGCCAGAAUUCUUCACGCGCAACUUGGCAAACAGUAGGAUUGAGCGAGCUAAACUGGGAGGAGUUCUAUAA